GUAACCAGGAGAAACAAAGCAACUGCUAGGGGGAGGAGAGCGCGCGCAGUAUUGCUUACCCCGAGGAGGAGCUUGCCUCCAGAGUUCAGUUCACAGCAUCAGUACCGAAACUUGCGCUGUCCUUACUCUGCGUUGGUUCUUCUAGACAAAGAAAAACAUUAUCUAAGCUAUUUAUAGCUGGUAGUCUAUAGCUAAAGGCUGGUGCCAGGUUUGGGUUCUCCAAGACUGGGUAUGCGCGUUUUCUUUUGAAGGAUAUGGUCACAACCCCGGUCUCAAAGUGGAGCCACGCACAUCUCGGAUCGGCGCGCUCCUCCAGGGGCUAGGAUGCGCGCCCGGAACGUCAAGGUUCUUGCCCGGGUUUGGGUCUGAACAGGAAUCCACUGCCCCGGGGCGCCGAGGCAGGAGGACCCAGUCGACCCGUACCAGGAUGCCGGUGAUGCGAGGUCUGCUGGCUCCGCAGAACACCUUCCUGGACACCAUCGCCACCCGCUUCGAUGGCACCCACAGUAACUUUGUCCUGGGUAAUGCCCAGGUGCAAUCCCUCUACCCUAUUGUCUACUGUUCUGAUGGCUUCUGUGAGCUGACCGGCUAUGCCCGCGCCGAGCUGAUGCAGAAGAGCUGUGCAUGUCAUUUCCUGUACGGGCCGGAGACCAGCGACCAGCUGACGGCGAAGAUCCAAGGGGUGUUGGACGACAGGGGGGAGUUUAAAACCGAGCUGGUGUUCUACAAGAAAGGAGGUACCCAGUUCUGGUGUCUGCUGGACAUCGUGCCCAUUAAGAAUGAGAAGGGAGAGGUGGUGCUGUUUCUGGUGUCCCACAAGGACAUCACUGACAACAAGAAGGACCGGGACCCAGAGCAAGGCCCCGAGACUGAUGAGGAGACGGGUCUGGAGAUGCACAAGGUCACCCGUCCCCCAGGCUUCAACACCAACCGCAGACGCAGCCGGGCGGUGCUCUACCACCUGUCUGGACACCUGCAGAAACAGGACAAGAGCAAGAUCAAACUCAACAAUAACAUGUUUGGGGACAAUCCGCCCAUCCCAGAGUACAAGGUGGCAGCCAUUCAGAAAUCCCGAUUCAUCUUGCUCCACUACGGGACCUUCAAGGCUGGCUGGGAUUGGCUAAUCCUGUUGGCUACCUUCUAUGUCGCAGUCACAGUGCCCUAUAAUGUGUGUUUCACUGUGGUGGGGGGACGGGACGAAGGAAGCUCCGCCCCCCGCAGCCCCCCCAGUGUGAGUGACAUCCUGGUGGAGAUCCUGUUUAUGCUGGAUAUCGCGUUGAACUUCCGGACGACCUUUGUGAGCACAUCGGGCCAGGUGGUGUACGACGCUCGUUCCAUCUGUGUGCACUACGUCACCACCUGGCUGUUUGUUGACCUCAUCGCUGCAUUGCCCUUUGACCUGCUCUAUGCGUUUAACGUCAGUGUGUACUUUGGGGUCCACCUUCUGAAGACAGUGCGGUUGCUGCGCCUGCUGAGGCUGCUACAGAAGCUGGAGCGUUACUCCCAGUACAGUGCUGUGGUCCUCACCCUGCUCAUGUCCAUGUUCGCCCUGCUGGCCCACUGGAUGGCCUGCGUCUGGUACUUCAUCGGACGCAGAGAGAUCGAAAACAGCCCCAACUCCUGGGACAUCGGUUGGCUACACGAAUUGGGAAAGCGUCUGGGCACCCCUUAUUUUCUGGCGGGGCGAGACUCGUGGAACACCAGCCAGGUGGGUCAGGGUGGAGGGAUGCUGGGUGGGGGUCCGUCAGUGAGGAGCUCCUACGUGACGUCUCUGUACUUCGCUCUGAGCAGUCUGACCAGCGUGGGCUUCGGAAACGUCUCAGCCAACACAGACUCAGAGAAGAUCUUCUCCAUCUGCACCAUGCUCAUAGGAGCCCUGAUGCAUGCGGUGGUGUUUGGUAACGUGACUGCCAUCAUUCAGAGGAUGUACUCUCGGCGCUCCCUCUACCACACCCGUACCAAGGACCUGAAGGACUUCAUCAGGGUCCACCGCCUGCCCAAAGCCCUGGAGCAACGCAUGCUGGAGUGUUUCCAGACCACCUGGUCAGUCAACAACGGCAUCGACGUCAGUGAGCUGUUGAAGGACUUCCCAGAUGAGCUGAGGGCAGACAUCGCCAUGCACCUGAACAAAGAGCUGCUGCAGCUGCCGCUGUUUGAGUCGGCCAGUAGGGGGUGUCUGCGCUCCCUGUCCCUCAUCAUCAAGACGUCGUUCUGCGCCCCGGGGGAGUAUCUCAUCCGCCAGGGAGACGCCCUGCAGGCCAUCUACUUUGUCUGCUCUGGGUCCAUGGAGGUGCUGAAGGACAACACUGUGCUGGCUAUACUGGGUAAAGGGGACCUGAUCGGCAGUGACUCCCUGACCAAGAAGCAGGUGAUUAAAACGAACGCCAACGUGAAGGCUCUGACCUACUGUGACCUGCAGUACAUCAGUCUGAAGGGACUGAGGGAGGUUCUCCGGCUCUACCCAGAGUACGCCCAGAAGUUCAUCUCUGAGAUACAACAUGAUCUGACCUAUAACCUCAGAGAGGGUCACGGAGCUGACGUGGACUGGGAGAGUAAUGGAAGUUUGGUGAAGAAGCUGUCUUCCAUUAAGGAAGAUGAGGAGGGUGAUGAAGAGCAGAGCUCUGUGUCGCGUGCCCCUCGUUCACCUCGACGUCUGACCAGGGUUCUCAACUCGCCCCUGCGUUCGCCCCUGCUGCACCCUCGACCCUUCCGCCCUCCCUCAGAACACACCCGCCCCCCCACUCUGCAGAUACCUGUGGUCAGCUUCAGCAGUGCGCCACUGGAGCUUAGUCCAAGGUUUGUGGAUGGUAUUGAGACAGAGAGCAGUGUGAACUCCUCCCAGAAGUUUGAGUUUAGCUCCAGGCUGGUACACAGUGGUCAACCAUCCCCAGGACUAGGGAUCCUGGAGCAGUCAGAUAUCAAGCAGAGUGUUUCUAAGCUGAGUGACGAGAUGAGCACUCUCUCCCAGCAAGUCUCUCAUCUCAGCCAGGAGCUAAAGGAAAUGACCCGCCUGCUCCGGCCCCUCCUCCUUGUGGCGCCUCAGCCAAUCCUGACAGCCAUAACGCCCAGCCUGACUCCACCCCCCAGCAGUGCCAACAAACCGUCCUCCAACACACCUCUGGUGGUCCCACCUCCAGCCCCGCCCUGCUCCCCGUCGCCCCACCCCCAACAAACGCAGUCCUGCUCACUAUUGGACAUGGACAGUACUGACACGGGGAACGUGGGCUUGCCAAGUUGCCUCCUCCCAACACCCCCUCCACAGAGGCCUCCAGCCCAGACCCAGUCUCCAAUCUCCCCAGAGAGAAGUUCUAAGGACUUACCCCACUCCAACCCCCUUCCCCUGGGACAGAAGACAUGAGGGGGUCACCCCACCUCUCCAACCACACCACCUCUAGCAACAGUUUCCUUCCCUCUGCCCAGGACAGAUGUACCCUAGCCUCUGGCACCAUGUCCCCCUCCCCCUCCCUCUCUUUCUCCUUGUCCCUAUCCUCCUCCCCCUCCUGCUCUCCCUGCCAGGGUCCCCAUCACUCACGAUCUGGCAGCCACAGCAGGGGCCUGCUCCCCCCGCCCCCCUCCCAGGAGGACAACACGCCCCCGCCUUCCUCCCAUUGCUCCGCUCCUCCGUCACUCAGCUCCUCACCUGGAGACCAUAAGCUGAAGUUGGUCUUCCCCUCUUCCUACUCCACUCCCCUCAUCCCUCCCCUCCCCUCUCCUUACCCCUCGACCCUCUCCCUGGGCCCGUUCUCCCUGGACUCUCUGAGGGGGGAGACGCAGGGGGGCACCAGGCUGGAGGCAGGACACCUGGCGCUGGAGAUGCAGGAGAGGGGAGGAGAGAGGGGGGAGAGACGCUCCCAGAUGAUGGAGCACAUCAGCUACAUGGACGAGGAAGGGCCAGCUCUGUGACAGAGAGGCAGAUGACAUGCAAGAAGAAACAGCAGAGACAGAAUGAAGAGAAGAGAGGAGAGUAUGUAGCCCGCUCGUCCAGAAUGCAACAUUGAACCUGUGAGACAGACAGGCAGACAGACAGAGAUCAAAAUGACUAUAGGUGGAAACCAAUAGCAUCACUGAAAAAUACCCCACCAGGACAGUAGCAAGACACCAGUUCUAACAGUACUCUGAUCAGGCACUCUGGUCAUGUUAAAACAACACAUCCUCCUCAUCUAUGGACUUCAUGAUGUCAUAAGUGAAAUGUGCAUCCCUAAUCCUCUUCUGGCCAAAUGUUCCCAACCAACCACCCCUUCAUGACAUCACAGACAGUACAUAGGACUGAGAAUGUAAACUCUAGUUCAACCUCUGUUAUGUGGUUUCAAAAUUAUACUAACAUCUAUUGCUUGAAUAUCAACCACGGCUGACUUCAAAUGAGGAGUUCAUUUAACUUCAACUUAAUGUUUCUUCAGAGUUUCUCUGCUACUUGUUAUAUGGGGGUGAUUUGUUACAUACAUCUCCACAAAGAACACACACACUUGCACUGUGGUCUUACAUUAUGUGACAUCCUAUAAGUCUCAAUCCAGCCUACACACACAAUCAGUUCUGUCCCUCCAACAAGUGGCCAUAUUCAACACAAGACAAUCAGUGAGCUUACAAAACACAUGGAACCAACCAAAACAUGAAGACAACACCGCAGUAGGUCUGGAGGUAGAAGGGAGGGAGCCGGUGUGCCACAGAGGCCAGGUUUAGGUUUAAGAAGCCAUGCAUACGGGUGGGUGAGUGGAAUAUACAGUAGGUCUAUGAGUGACAACCAGACUGUACAGUGAAUGAGUUCCCACAUCAAGUCCAGCUUUAGGCAUCCAGCCAUUCGUGCCUUCUCCUUGGAACACACACACUGCUAGUCGUAUACAUCAUAUUGUCCACACCUGGUGAUUAUGUUGUGAUUUACCGUUGACCAUUAAGCCAUUGACCAUUACGAACGCCUCACUUUUAUUUUGAAAGUAAUUUAUUUUAUGUAGAAUGUGUGUUAAAAUCUCCUGUUGGAUUCGGGUGUUCUGGCCUUUUUUCGUCCAUCGCUAGUUCAACCAGAGACAUCUCAGCGUCAUAUCAAAGCCCACACGCACCAACACAAGCACACCAGUGGAGGCUGCUGAGGGGAGGAUGGCUAAUAAUGGCUGGAAUGGCAUAAAUGGAAUAAAACACAUUUUAUAUCGUUCCAUUCACUCCAUUCCAUCCAUUAAACUCAAUUCAAACCAUUAUUAUGAGCCGUCCUCGCCUCAGCUGCCUCCACUGAAGCACGCACGGACACACACAUGUGCGCACGCACACACAUGCACGCACGCGCACACACACACACGCACACCUGCCAUGUCCGCAGCAUCAGCUGCAUCCCAUGUUUAAGUGUCAACCUCUGGAUGACACAGGUUUAUCCUACAAAGACACAAUGCUCAGACAUUGCUGAAGUGGUCAGAGGACUAACUGUAUUAGCAUUGUCUGGUGCUCGGUGUACUAGGUGCACUAGAGUUGUUUUGGGGGGCACAGUCAGAUUGAGAUACUGGUUUCUAUUUUCUGUAAUGGGCUGAGGAUGAGGCUGAGGAUGAGUCUGGGGAUGAGGCUGGAGAUGAGGCUGAGGAUGAGGCUGGGGAUGAGACUGAGGCUGAGACUGAGGAUGAGACUCAGGAUGAGGCUGGGGAUGAGACUGAGGCUGAGGAUGAGAAUGAGGAUGAGACUGAGACUGAGGCUGAGGCUGAGGAUGCGUGGAGAUGUGUUGGAGGAGUGGCACACAAAGGGUGCAGGUCAGGGGUCAAGAUGUGAAUGCUUGUCACAGCUAACUGCAUGAGGAAUGUGCUUGUUUCAGAACGAGGGGAGAGGGGGUUGGGUUUACUGUGCUGCCAGAGGUUUGGACAGGCUUAAGAUGUAUUUUAUUAACUCUUACCAACUUUACCAGAAACACGAUACAACAAUAAAAAAAGUGUUGUUUUAUAAGAUCCGACUCUUUGAUGUGAUGUUCAGUGGUUUCACAUCCCAGUUCCAAGUUGAUUUAAUCAACCAGGGGUAAUACCCUUGUAACCAGUGAACCUCCAACUGAUGCACACGUUCAGUUGUCACACCCGGGACUCGUUUUUCACCUGCCCCACAUUGAUAAACAACUUUGCUGUACCUCCACCUUGUCAGAGGACAAAAAAAGACAGUACUCACUGACCAAGUCCAUCUUUCAGGUCUGCAUAUAUUUCAAAAUGGUAAGAUUCAUUCUAUCAGAGCUUCAGUAAGGUUUGAAAUGUCAGGGAGAGGAAAAGUUUAGACGAUUCUGAGGGGGGAGAACAAACCAAACGGCUAAAAGUAAAGAACAUUUAACAUUUUAUCCUGUUAUGGAUCCAUCUUAGAGCCUCCUGACAGACUAGAGAGUGUCAGAGUCACCCACUGACACUAUAGUGACCCUCUACGGACCGGUUCAGAAUCACCCACUGACACUAUAGUGACCCUCUACAGGCCGGUUCAGAAUCACCCACUGACACUAUAGUGACCCUCUACAGGCCGGUUCAGAGUCACCCACUGACACUAUAGUGAACCUCUACGGGCCGGUUCAGAGUCACCCACUGACACUAUAGUGAACCUCUACGGGCCGGUUCAGAGUCACCCACUGACACUAUAGUGACCCUCUACAGGCCGGUUCAGAGUCACCCACUGACACUAUAGUGACCCUCUACAGGCCGGUUCAGAGUCACCCACUGACACUAUAGUGACCCUCUACAGGCCGGUUCAGAGUCACCCACUGACACUAUAGUGACCCUCUACGGGCCGGUUCAGAGUCACCCACUGACACUAUAGUGACCCUCUACGGGCCAGUUCAGAGUCACUGACACUAUAGUGACCCUCUACGGGCCGGUUCAGAGUCACCCACUGACACUAUAGUGACCCUCUACGGGCCGGUUCAGAGUCACCCACUGACACUAUAGUGACCCUCUACAGGCCGGUUCAGAGUCACCCACUGACACUAUAGUGACCCUCUACA
Molecule: messenger RNA, 6940 nt
Organism: Oncorhynchus keta (chum salmon)
Lineage: Eukaryota; Metazoa; Chordata; Actinopteri; Salmoniformes; Salmonidae
Product: potassium voltage-gated channel subfamily H member 8-like
Exons: 17
Coding region: 428-3358 (976 amino acids)
Biological process (GO): regulation of membrane potential; potassium ion transmembrane transport
Cellular component (GO): membrane
Molecular function (GO): voltage-gated potassium channel activity
Source: RefSeq, a predicted model, not a curated record